Messenger RNA from Panicum virgatum (switchgrass), 1120 nucleotides. RefSeq names its product non-specific lipid transfer protein GPI-anchored 2-like. Bases 348 to 842 code for a protein of 164 amino acids. The record is from RefSeq and is a predicted model, not a curated record. Lineage: Eukaryota; Viridiplantae; Streptophyta; Magnoliopsida; Poales; Poaceae. The transcript is spliced from 3 exons.
ACGCCGGCAGCUUAGCGGCGUGCACCGCUACGGCGGCCGUCUACAUAUACACACACCGCCACGAUCGCUGGGACAGGCCCGGCAGCCUCCGUACUCAUUCAUUCAUUCCCUGCACACCCCACCGCACCGCCUGUGAACAAACCAGUAGCCGCGAGCUCGCCCCCAGCAUCCAAGCCGGCCGGCCGCCGGAGCCAGGAGCCCGGGCGUACGUAGGCGCGCAGCGAACGGCCAUGGCGGCGGCGCACCAUCACUAGCGGCCGGCGCUCCUCCUCGUGGCGUCGGCGGCGGCGCUGCUGCUGCUGGCGUCGGCGGCGCCGGGCUCCGGCGGGACGAUCGACCCGGCGUGCAUGACGUCGCUGCUCAACAUGUCGGACUGCCUGGGGUACGUGACCAAGGGGAGCACGGCGCGGUGGCCCGACGCGCCGUGCUGCCCGGAGCUGACGGGUCUGGUGGGCUCCAACCCGGUCUGCCUCUGCGAGCUCCUCUCCGGCGCUGCCGACUCCUACGGCAUCGCCGUCGACUACGACCGCGCGCUCGCGCUCCCCGGGAUCUGCCGCGUCGCCACCCCGCCCGUCUCCACCUGCACAGCCAUGGGGUAUCACGUCCGCGUGGGCCCAGCCGCAGCGCCCAUGUCAGGCUCUCCGUCGCCCAUGUCAGGCAUGGCUCCCUCCGGGGUGGGCCCACUGUUCCCAGGGACAUCGCCGGCCGCCUCGCCGCCGUCCUCGACCAGCCACGCGGCGCGCCGCUCCUCCUCCGGCGGCGGCAUCCACCUCACUGCCCUCGCCAUGCUGGCGCUCGCCGCCGCCACCAACGGGUUGCUCUAUGUAAUACCCGAGUGUUAAACUUGGGAUUUAAUUAGCUAGUUCGUGACUUAAGACAUUCCGCUGCAAAUCAUCCAAGCUCAGAUUUCAGAUUACGGAGCCAGAGAAAACCGGAACUUCUGGAUUGGGACCCGGAACUUUCGGAAAUAUCCGGAUACUCCGGUAUUUCAUCCGGAAACUCCGGAUUUAUCCGGAUACUCCGGAUAUUUGUCCGGAUAGUCCGGACCUGGAGUGGUAUAUUAUGUGUUUUGGGUUUGGUGACUGUUCCCAAAUGUUAUAAACCGUUGUUUGCUCUCUCC